This is a messenger RNA of Naegleria fowleri, 5178 nucleotides long. RefSeq lists its product as uncharacterized. Gene Ontology annotation, biological process: protein phosphorylation. Bases 1 to 5178 code for a protein of 1725 amino acids. NCBI's taxonomy places the organism in Eukaryota, Heterolobosea, Eutetramitea, Acrasida, Naegleriidae. The record is from RefSeq and is a predicted model, not a curated record. Gene Ontology annotation, molecular function: ATP binding; protein binding; protein kinase activity. The transcript has a single exon.
AUGAAUCACCAAAAUAAUAACCAUCCAAUACUUGAAUUACCAUCCUCCUCCUCCUCCUCCUCCUCUCUGAAGAGUACGAGUGCAGCAUGGUCCACACCACCAACCCGAUCAUCCUCCACUUCCAGAAACUCCUUCACUCAGAUCAAAAAUAGACAUUCAAAUUUUGUGGUAUUGGUGGUGUGCUAUGAGGCUUCUCCUCAUCCAUCAUCAUCUCACUCUCACUCUACUACUACUACUACUAGUAGUAACAGGACACGAACAGCAGCCACACUUAAAAGUAUUAUUGAUGAUGAGGAAGAUGAUGGCAACACCACCAACACCAACAUGGAUCAUCCUCAUGGACCCAUCAUUCGUCGUAAAUGGAGAGAAUUCCCACUUCCUCUCGAUGAAUUCAAAGUCAGACAAUGGAGUGGUCUACCCAAUGACUUGUCUCUCUUCUACUAUCAUGUUCCAACUUUCAAAGAAUGUGUUCAUAAUGGUAUUAAUUUCAUGUCCUAUCCCAAUCAUGUGAUUAUAGAUACUAUUGAAUUAGAAAGACAUGAAUUGAAAAAGACAGAAUGUUAUUUUGUUUGUACAAGAGACAAGUAUUUAAUCAAACCUGAACAUGAUCCAGUCUAUAUUCGAAUGCGUACUCAAAAACAGAAUGAAAGUAGUAUGAUUCGUAGAUUUUGUAUCAUUACAGAGAGCAAUGAGCAAGAGGCUCAAUUUUAUUUGGAAGCCUCAAAUUAUGAACUUGGUGAAGCCUUGAAGAGUUAUUUUAUGGCUCAACCAAUGAAUCAUCGAGUCGAGUCGAACUCAUCGCGUAAAGUGAGUCUCGAAACAACCUUUCUUUCAAGUGCCAAAUUAGGUCAAGUUGAAAAGUUACAAGCACUCUUGACCAUUCCCUAUGCAUUUAGUAUAGAUACAGUCAAUAACAUGGGUAUGAAUGUUUUGCAUUUGGCAGCACUACACUCUCAAUUGGCAUGUUUGAAUCUUUUAUUGAAUUAUUUCAAUUCAGCAAUGGAUGAUGAUGAGGAGGAGGGUCCUGUGGGUUCUAAAUAUAGUAAUGGUACCACUCCUGGAGGAGUAUCGACUACCAUUCAUAGAAGUAGUACGACUCCUUGUACAGGUGGUGAAUCACCACAUCAUCACCGAAAGAUAUCAAACUCUUUAUUGAAUCAAAAUGAUCACUUGGGUAAUACUCCACUCUUCUAUGCAGCAAUGGGAGAUAGUGUGGAUUGUUUUGAUUUACUCAUUCAACAAGAUGAUAUUUCUCUUUUUGAAAAGAAUAACAAUUCAGAAACAAUUCUUCAUGCCAUUGCUAUGGGAAGGGGUAAUAAGGCAAUAUUUGAAUCUUACUUUAUUGCAUGUGCUUUGAAAUUGGAUGAAGAUGAAGAACGUUACAAAUCAUGGUGUAACACUAAAAACAAUGAUCAAGAGACUGCAUUUCUUAUGGCAUGUAGAAAGAAUAGACAUUCCAUUGUUUCUACAAUUUUAGAUCCUAAUCAAUGUUAUGUCUCAAUUAUGGACAUUCAUUUGAAGAAUCGAUUUUCUCAGAAUGCACUCAUUGUAGCAGCAAAAGAGAAUGCUUAUCAAACAUGUGAACUCUUAUUGAAAUCCAAUUUAUUUAAUGUCAAUGAAAAGGAUGAAAAGAAUUUAACACCACUCUUCUAUGCAUGUCUAUUUUCACAUCAUGAAUGUAUUUCUCUAUUAUUGAAUUAUGGAGCUGAUUAUACAUUGGAUUAUCAAGUGAAUUAUUUAAUUAGAGGAGUAUUACAAGGUGAUCAAAAAACCAUACAAUACUUGUUGAGAGCAGGAAUGUCACCUGAUUAUCGAGGAGUAACCAUGUAUGAUGAAACGAGUGUGUAUCAUUUAAAUAGUUCCACGGAUACUACUACCAUUUAUGGUAGUCCUAAUAAUAGUUCUAGUGGUUCUGAAACCAAAGUUCACUCAAGUCCACUCUUAAAUAUGACACCUCUUCAAUUAUGUAUCUAUGGUAGUAGUAGUAGUGGUGAUAUUGGUGGUGGUAUUGAUGGUGAUAGCACUGAUCCAUCCUUUGAAGACGAUGAAGACCAUGAUGACAUGAGUAGUACUAAUAAUAAUAAUACUCGUCAUCAUCGUGUACGAGUACAUGAAUCUUCUUCUCCUGUGAUGGAAUUAAUCAUGCGUAAUAUUAGUAGUCAUCAUGACAAGUCAUUAUCCAAUUCUGCUCAUCUCAUUAUGAGUCAAAUCUUUCAACUACUCAUUGAUUCUGGAGCAAAUGUCAAUCUCAAUAUUCAACAUUUACAAAUUAGAGGUGGACUUCAAGCACAUUGUUUAUCAUUUCCAUUACUUGAUUGUGUCUAUGCUCUAAAUAUGGAAUUAUUUAUGAAAUUACUUUCUCAUCCGAAUAUCAAUGCCAAUCAAUCAUGUAUCUAUACGGGUAGAACAUGUGCUCAUUUCAUUAUUGAACAAUACUAUCUCACUGAUUCACAGAAUUUAAAAUUAGUUGCCAUGUUUAGAGAAUUGUUAAAAGUACCAUCUUUCAAUGUCAAUGCACAAGAUGUAUUUGGAAGAACACCACUCUAUCUUUCAAAUCUAUGUGGUACUCAUCAUUUAUCUAAAUUAUUAAUGAAUCAUCCUAAUUGUGAUGCAACAUUGUGUGAUGUGAGUGGAGUGAGUGCUCAACACGUGUGUGAUUUGAUAGGAUCUAUCUAUUGUAAUGAAAUGAAAGCAAAGAAACACAAAACGAUGUGUUUUAAAUUAGAUUCAAGAAGUCAUUCAAUGGUAUUAUUACCAAAAAUACAAAUUGGAUACUAUCUUCAACAUGAAGUAUUGAGAUUUACAUUUAAAAAUGUCAUUCCAAUGAUUACUAUGAGUACAAGGAACAAGAGUCAUAAUUCAACAUCCAUGACUACUACUAUGGACAAUAAGAAUGGUACUACUACUAUUAUGAACCAACCCUAUCCACACCAUCACCACAUGGACCACCAUCACAUGAGUGAAUUCUCUAAAAAUAAUCUCAUCAAAUUCUAUCAAAGAUUUUAUCAUUUGAAAAAAUAUUUACCAUCGGCUUACAUGUUGAAUUGUAACAAGUUCAAAAAUAAUCCACAUCGACAUGACAUGUUUUGUAAAAUGAUUGAUUUUGAAUUAGAAUCAUCCAAUAAGAUUCGACUCAUAGUAUCCUCCAAUGUUGAAUAUAUUGAAACGAAUUCUCUUAAAUUUUUUAUGGAUAGGCGUUUGACACGUGGCAUUCAAAUGAAAUUUGGAACAGCAUUGAAAUUAAUCUCUUCCAUUUACAUUCUCCACUCAUGUGGUAUUGUUCAUGGUAAUAUAAGACCAAUCACAAGUAGAUUUAAAGAGCCUACUAAAACAUGCCUUGUAUUAGAUUAUGCAUUUCCAUUAUUGAAUAGAUUUAAGAAUGAUCAUGAGAAUCAACAACCUCAACAACUUCACUCAAAGAAUAAUAACUCAAAGAAUCAACAACCUCAACAACCUCACUCAAAGAAUGAUGAUGACAACCACGAUGAUGAUGAUUACUACACAUCACCUGAAGUUAAACAGUAUGGUUAUGAUGCUCUGUGUGAAGAGAGUGAUAUCUAUUCAUUGGGUGCCAUCUUUUAUGAAUUAUUCUUUGAUCAUAAAUAUGGUGAGAAAGACAUGAGUUCAAGUGUGAAUCCUUUAUUUAAAGAUUUAGAGUCAAUCCUUGCAGCAUGUUGUUCAGAGUGUAUUAGAGAUCGACCCACCAUGAAGAAUUUGUAUCAAGUCGUAAAGAGAUGUACUAAUGAGGUCAUUCAAUCACAAGUAUUGGAUGAUUUAAUGACACAACAAUUGAGUACAGAAGUGAAAUUGGUGGAGAGAUUGAUUCAAACAUAUGCUCAUCCUACUCUCGUUCCAGCAUUGACAAGAACAACAUUGGAUUUUUCUAUGAGUGGUAAUAGUUCUGGUGGUCAUCAUAAUAGCACUAAUAAUAGUACGAGCUAUUGUAGUAGUAGUAGUAGUAAUAAUAACACUGAUCAAUAUCAUGUAUGGAAAGCUACCAAUAAUUUGAAAGGAUGUAUCAAAAAGUUGAAAGAAGAAUAUUCAAAGAUUGUCUCUAACACCACCGUCAACAAUGCUCUUCCACCUCUCUCAGAAGUAUCCAACGUAUUGGAUGAAAUUGAAGAAUAUUACACUAGUACUACUAGUACUACAACUACUACUGGUACUACUACUACGACUAGUACUGCUGGUACUACUACAACUGGAACUAAUAGUUUUGACUGCUUUGAGAAACUUCACUCUCCAUCAUUCCUUACAACCAUUUAUGAUAUAUUAUAUUUACUUGUACAAACAUUACCUGACAAGUUCAAAAUUGCACCAUUUGAUGUCUUGAGAUUAAUCUUAUUGGAUGAGAAUGCAGUUCAACAUUUAUUCAAGACAGUGAGUGGAAUGAAAUUAUUGGAUGAAUUGAUGAAUCGAAUGAAUCAAUUUGUGAAAUUGUGUACAAGUAGUCAUGGAUCCUCCUCAUCUUCCUCAUCCUCCUCAACAACAACACCACCACCCGUCGAUACAUUUUCUAUUACUGUCAUUAAUUCUUGUCUCUCACAUAUCAUGAAAACCAAUCAUGGUUGUAAUUAUUUUGUCAAUUUCAAACCACAACAUUAUUGCACAUUGGUGAACUUUUUAAUUCAAUGUUUUACAUUUAUCAAUUCAGAAGAAAAGUGUUUCUACAGUGCAUCCAGUGUAGUCUUUAAUAUGAGAUUUGAUAUUUAUAGAAUUGGAGAUCAAUAUGGACCAAUUCUCUCUCAAAAAUUGAAAGAUUUGUGUUUGAAAUUUCAACAUCCAUUCUUUGAUCGAGAUGUUCAAGCUGAGAAGUGUUCAAAACAAUUAUUAGAUGCCAUUGUGAUGUGUUUGGAUCGAAUUUAUUUGAAACAUCGCCAACAACAAUCAUCCUCAUCACCACCACUCUCAAUCAUUACCAGUGAUACGAUCAAAUAUUUAGCCAAAGCACUCUAUACAAUCAUGAAGAUGGAUAAUCAUGCGAGAGAAUACAUGACAUUUAAAUUGUCCUCAUCCUCCUCCUCAUCCUCCUCAUGGUCAUGCUCACUAUUGCAACCUGUGAUUGAAUCUGGAUUGUAUGUGGCCAUUUCGAACAUGAUUGAUCCAGAACCAUUUUUACAUGAUGAAGAAUUUUAUGUUGAAAAUCUCAAGUACAAAUUUCUAAAGCCAAAGAAAUAA